CCUCCCCCUCCUCGGCGGCGGCGGCGGCUUAGGCGGCAGCGCUCGCCAUUGCCGCUGGUGGCAGGAGGCUGCGAGGAGCCGGCGCGGUCGCAGUCUCCACGGCGCAGGCCCACGGUAGCGCAGCCGCUCUGAGGUACCUUCUCACUCAGGUCACUGAGACAGACACAGGGUUGUAAGCUGUAAUGUGGAGACGACUUUCCUCUUUGACAGUGGAUCUUCAUGGAGGAACACGGAGUGCCCCAAACUGAACACAUGGCUACCAUAGAAGCUCAUGCAGUGGCCCAACAAGUUCAGCAGGUCCACGUGGCCACCUACACCGAACACAGUAUGCUGAGUGCUGACGAAGACUCGCCUUCUUCUCCUGAGGACACCUCAUACGAUGAUUCAGACAUACUUAACUCCACAGCGGCUGAUGAGGUAACAGCCCAUCUGGCUGCUGCAGGUCCUGUGGGAAUGGCAGCUGCUGCUGCUGUGGCAACAGGAAAGAAACGGAAACGUCCUCAUGUGUUUGAAUCUAAUCCAUCUAUCCGGAAGAGACAGCAAACACGUUUGCUUAGGAAACUCCGAGCCACACUAGAUGAAUAUACUACUCGAGUAGGACAACAAGCUAUUGUCCUUUGUAUCUCUCCCUCCAAACCCAACCCUGUCUUUAAAGUGUUCGGUGCAGCUCCUUUGGAGAAUGUGGUGCGUAAGUACAAGAGCAUGAUCCUGGAAGACCUGGAGUCCGCCCUGGCAGAGCACGCCCCUGCGCCACAGGAGGUUAACUCAGAGCUGCCGCCUCUCACUAUCGAUGGAAUUCCAGUCUCUGUGGACAAAAUGACCCAGGCCCAGCUUCGGGCAUUUAUCCCAGAGAUGCUGAAGUACUCUACAGGUCGGGGGAAACCAGGCUGGGGCAAAGAAAGCUGCAAGCCCAUCUGGUGGCCUGAAGAUAUCCCGUGGGCAAACGUUCGGAGUGACGUCCGCACAGAAGAGCAGAAGCAGAGGGUUUCAUGGACCCAAGCACUACGGACCAUAGUUAAAAACUGUUAUAAACAGCAUGGGCGGGAGGACCUUUUGUAUGCUUUUGAAGAUCAACAAACACAAACACAGGCCACAACCACACACAGUAUAGCCCACCUGGUACCAUCACAGACCGUAGUCCAGACUUUUAGUAACCCUGAUGGCACUGUCUCGCUUAUCCAGGUUGGUACAGGGGCAACAGUAGCCACAUUGGCUGAUGCUUCAGAAUUGCCAACCACAGUCACUGUUGCCCAAGUGAAUUAUUCGGCGGUGGCUGAUGGAGAGGUGGAACAAAACUGGGCCACGUUACAGGGGGGUGAGAUGACCAUCCAGACGACGCAAGCGUCAGAGGCCACCCAGGCGGUAGCGUCACUGGCAGAGGCCGCAGUGGCAGCUUCUCAGGAGAUGCAACAGGGAGCUACGGUCACCAUGGCACUCAACAGCGAAGCUGCCGCCCAUGCUGUCGCCACCCUGGCCGAGGCCACCUUGCAAGGGGGGGGACAGAUCGUCCUGUCUGGGGAAACCGCAGCAGCUGUCGGAGCACUUACUGGAGUCCAAGAUGCUAAUGGAGUAAUCACCGGUUCUACCCAAUUCUGGAAGACCCCUCGAGGACUGGUCCAGAUCCCUGUGAGCAUGUACCAGACUGUGGUAACCAGCCUCGCCCAGGGUAACGGGCCGGUGCAGGUGGCCAUGGCCCCUGUGACCACCAGGAUAUCGGACAGCGCAGUCACCAUGGAUGGCCAGGCUGUGGAGGUGGUGACGUUGGAACAGUGACAUGCAGCCAUACCAUGGCAUCAUUUUCUAGUCUACUUCAAAAUUUUUUACACGUUUGCAGAGGUGCAAUCAAAUGGAAUUAAGUCUCUCGACUUUGGAAGAAAAGUUUUGUUAACCUUUUUUUUAAAAAGGAAGAAAGGCAGUGGAUUUUGGAAUUGCAUUUUUUAAAAAGCACCACUCUUGAUUUUCUGGGAUUGGUGGAAUAAGAUACUGCGUUGUCAAUUUCACGGUCCCGAAAAAGCCAAAUUGUGGCAGGACUUCUUUCUGCGGAAACGUGUGUAUACUUCCGUGUGUGUAUGUGUGAAUGUGAAUAUAUGUAUAUGUGUACAUAUGGAUAUACACAUUUACAUAUAUAUAUAGAGUAUAUAUAUAUAUGUGUAGAUAUAUAUAUAUAUAUAUAUAUAUAAAGAAACCCGCAUGGAAUUAUCUGUAUGAAAUCAAGGUGAGCUGUGGAAAAAUAAUUCACCCAGUUUAGUGGGUGUAGGGUACGUGGCCAGACAGCCACCUGGUUUUGUUCAUACCAGGGUCAUGCGUUGAGCUACUGACAAACUCAGGCGGAGGUGACCAUGCCCUUCACCAAAGCUGCCUCCCAGUGGCCACCCAGAACUCUCCCUGCUGGGCUCACCUAAGAACGGAGGUUCUGGAUUGGGGUGAGGUCCAGAAACUGUGCUUGCAAGACCCAGGGGCCGCGUGGUCUGGCAGCUGAGACGCUCCUCGGGCUGGCCCAGAUGCUGACCUUGCCACAGGCAAAUGAAAUGUCUUUAAAGCUCCCAGGCAGGGUCGAGAGGGUUUUCUUUCUUUCCCAUCUCCUCCCCUCCCCAGGAAACCUUCUUGAUCUCACGACUGUUAACCCGUCGCUUUGGUUUUAAGGUCAGUCCUGAAUUGGUCAUGUAUAUGAACUGAAGGUGACAGAAGUAUUAAGGGUUUGAGGAGUGCGUGCGCGUUGCGUGUGCUUGUGGGUGUGUGCAUCGUGGAGAGAAUGAGGGGGUGGGAGGAGUUGGAAGGGGAAAGGAAGGAGGGAGAGAAAAAUCUUGUAAAGACCAGGGUGCACCAAUGGGAGCAACUUUUUCCCUUCCUGUGACUUCCUGUAGCUUAACAGAGGAGACGAGAACUGACAGGGGCUCCUGGCGCGAGGAAGGCUGGCCAUUAGACUGAGGGGCACUGGAGAGAAGAGGGCUGAGGGUGCCUCCUGCACCCCUGGAUCAGGCCCGAUCUCAGAAGGGACCUUGCAGCUGUCCCAGGUGCAUUGUGCUAGGCCCAGGCCCCACAGCUUCCCUCUCAUGGCUGUUAAUUGGUCUGGGUGUUCUUUGUAAUGAAAUUCUGUGAUUUCUCAGCCACAAGCAAGCCCUGAGUCUCCAGGGGUUAAUUCACCUGACUUUUUGACAGGCCAAAUCUCUGCUCCUUGAGUACAGGGAUGACUCUUCCUCCCUCCUCCCGGGCCCCCCCACCCCCGUGUGUGACUGUAUAUUUAAUGUGUUUUUUUUUUUAACGCGACAUUAAAAAGAUUCUUCACGUCUUGCUCAGCCUUUGAGAAAAGUUUCAGAUUCUUGUAUUUGCUUGUUUUAUAUAAAACUAUCCAGUGUUCUUUGUAUGUUUUUUUUUUUUUUCUGUACGUAAUGGGGGGAGGGAAGGGAAAUUUACAUAAAACAGUCCUAGUUCUACAAUUUGUUAUUUUUUUAAUUAUUAUUUUUUAUCAUCGUUGUGAAACUGUCCAGGGGCUUUAAAGUCCGUGUUCCUUUGUGGUGAAAUACCCUCCUGAUAGUUUGAGAAAUUGCCAAGAAGAAGAAGAAAAGCAGAACCCCAGUAGCAGAGCAUGGAUUCUGUGUCGUUUUCCAUUCUGUCUAUUACUGCCUCAUUCAAUAAAUAGUUAACGACGUGGCAACAGGAAGUGAAAGUGUUCGUCUGUGUAGGAGCACUUAGCCUCUUAGGAGCUCUCUUUUGGGGUGGCUUGUUCUGCUUUGUAAAAGGAGUAGGUGCUUCUACUCAAGCUCAGUGAUCUUUGACCCGUGUUCCUGGGCGUUGUGGAGCCCUGUAAGGGGGGUGCGGGAGUGGAAGGGGGUGGCUCCUGCCUGUCUUCUGUCACCAGAGCAGCUCUGCUGAAUCAGUUUUACAAGAUGCUGUCCAGAGGGGUUAUGGCGGGGGGGCGUCUAGUUUGAAAAAUCCUAAAGAUAGUUUGAAAACCUCUUCCCUGGAGUUCCUUUUUUAGGGGUUAAUUGCAUUCCACAUUAAAAUCAGGGUGGGUGGUGAUACUUGUCCAUCUGUGUCCUCCCCACAUGAGUGUUGUUCAGUAUUGCAGUGGACUUUCCUUCUUGAAGCGGGGGCCCCAUGCCUUUGUUCCUUUAAGGCCUUCCUCCUUGGCUUCUCUCACAGCUCACUCCUUCAUGUGGCAUCUGUCAUUCUUCUACCCAUACCUCCUGCCACACCCCCGGCUUCGGGCCCUUCCUAAACCUCCCAGUGGUUUUGCACUCCCACACUUGUGCCCGCUGCUUUCCUCAGCUCAAAAUGAUGCUCUCCUUGCCCCCUCCAUCACCCCUUUCUUUCCUUUUGUUGGGUGUUUGGGUCUGUUUCCUGGUAAUAAUGAUUACAAUAGUUGAAUGCGGGAGGUCAGAGAUGUUUUCCUUGCUGAGAGUGGCCCAAUAAAGCCAGUGCCACCCUUCUCCCUUCUUCUUGCCCAAGUGGCACAUCAUCAUCUAUUGUCCCCAGAGAGAGUGAGGCAGAGAAAGGAUUGGUGGCAGCCAGAGCAAGCAGACAUCAUUGCCAUCAGGCACCCCUGCAACAGCUGGUUGUCUAGAGUACCUCUGUGGGGAUGGUGUCUCUCCAUAGGCACAGUAAUUCUGUUCGCCUGGCAAGACCAAGUUGCUGCCUGUUCAACAAGCAUGUGUUGAAGCCCUCUUUGGUGGGGCUGAUAGAGAACUUCACUUCCGUUACUGCCCAACUCACCAGCAGGAGCUGCUGACUCAGCUGCCUCCAGGGCCCCGGCAGGUGGAAUCUGAGUAAAGCGGAAGCCGUUCCGUUGUGAGAGGGGAAGGAGUGAUGGAGACAGGCACAGUGGAGAGCAUCUCUAAAAGGAGUGGCCUCUCCUCUGACUGUCUCCAAGCAGGAGGAACAUGGGCCCUGCAGUCCUAUCUCUUAAAUUUUCCAGAGAAACUGAGGAGUCCAGAUUUGUGCAUGAAUUUCCUGAUUUCAACAACAAAUCAAAAGUCUUUCACAUACUUUCCCGGCAAAACAAAACCCACCUGUAGACCAGCUCUGGCCCCAGGCAUCAGUUUUACUUUAGUGAAUGCUUGCCACGUGCCAGGUGAAUGAAGCAUAGCAGUUGCCCAAGAAACAGGAUGAGACGAGGAGAUGUUUUUGUGUGAACAGACCGUGGCAGCCCAGUGUGAUAAGGU
Molecule: messenger RNA, 5162 nt
Organism: Cervus elaphus (red deer)
Lineage: Eukaryota; Metazoa; Chordata; Mammalia; Artiodactyla; Cervidae
Gene: NRF1
Product: nuclear respiratory factor 1
Exons: 13
Coding region: 220-1773 (517 amino acids)
Biological process (GO): regulation of transcription by RNA polymerase II
Cellular component (GO): nucleus
Molecular function (GO): DNA-binding transcription factor activity, RNA polymerase II-specific; RNA polymerase II cis-regulatory region sequence-specific DNA binding
Source: RefSeq, a predicted model, not a curated record